AUGGCCACCUUAGGGAAUUAUUUGCUACCGUCGCUGGUAGUGUGGUGCUGGUCCUUGGUUUUUGCUCAAUAUUACAGCAUCAAUCUGGGAGGUAUUGAUGAAACGCUAGUGGCCCAACCGGUCCCGGCUCCUCCUGCGCCUCCGACGGGAGGCCUUACGCAGGAGGUGCGACCAAAAAUUACUCCUCUGGAUGCGAUGAUCGACAGGACAAACUAUCUCGGUUUUCGGAUUUUGUAUUUGCACUCGAAAGGAAAUAAAAAUAACAUUGCCUUUUCACCAUGUGCUCUGGCGAGCAUUCUAGUGGCACUGUACGAGGGAGCCGAUGGUAAGAGUGCGGCGGAAAUACACGAGACUCUUGUGCUGCCAUACGAUAAGGAUAUUUUACGAGUCGGCUAUCGGGAUAUUCAUCGACGCUUGAGGAGUUAUUUUUACCGCACGGAGAACCUGCUCAGUGGACUUAGUUUAAGCAGCGAGAACAUCACUAUUCGUCCAGAAUAUGAAUCAAUACUCAAAUUUUACGGCUACGAUUUGGAAAACAUUCCGGAAAUGAAAAUGCAAACCACAACUCAGAUUCCAACGUCUCCCGGAGCAACAGAAUCGGAUACCUCGACCAGUGAUUACGAAAUGACAUCCAGCAGUGAAGAGGAACAAUCCACAACCGAGGCGACUCCCACCACCAUCGAUUUAUCGAUGGGUUCCGCGGGAGAAGAAGACCAGGAAGAAGAAGAGGAAGAAGCACAAAGUACAACCGAAGGAACAGAACCACCGACAGGUGAUGAUGCGACUGAAUCGACAGCCGCUACUGCAGAUGAAGAAACCACAACCGAAGCUGGCGAAGUUACACAGGAUGAGGAGGUGUCGGAUGCCACGACUGAAGAACCGACCGAAGCGGCACCGGCAGAGGAGCCUGCGGAAGGCGGAGAAAAGCGUCGCAGAAAUCUGAGAAAACGAGGACAGAAAUCGAAGCAACUGCAACGACAAAAAUUACAAAGAAAGAGAAUUCCUCGAAGCAAGCGAAGUCCGGAGGAAAUCGACGUUAUCAGUCAUCAGCGUUUCCUGCAAAACUUUUUACUUCAAGACGUUACAACGUCCUCUCCAUUUGCUUCCUUCCCGGCCUUCUCCGAACGAACCAAUCAAUUUCAGCAAGAUCGACUUCUCGAUGACACCAUCGAGCAUAAUUUCUAUUUGAGUGAAUCUGAAACGGUUAAAGUGCCGUACAAAAUUUACAACACAAUACUAAAAUAUGCCUAUAUCGACCGCCUUCAAUCAACAGUGCUAGAGCUGGAGCUAGACUCUGAUGACUACAAGCUAAUCAUCAUCCUUCCGGACUACGAGUUCGGACUGAGUAACCUAAUGAAACUGCUACAAAUUGGCGAAAACGUUCCAAAUCUAAGGGACAUCGUCAAACAAAUGAGUCCAUCCUGGGUGAAAACAAUCGUACCGAAAUUCAACCUAAAGGGUAAUAUUAUUUUAACUAGCGAUCUACAAAACAUGGGCAUCAACGACAUAUUCGAACCAACGCGCGCCGACUUCACGCCCAUGACGGAAGAUACGCUAAUCUGUGCGAAGCACAUCGAACAGUCGAUCAACAUCAACAUUCGCACGCAAUCGCUACAGCAGCUCAAAAGAUUUACAUCACUGUACAAAAACCCCAUCGAGCUGGCUAUCAAUUACCCAUUCCUGUUCUGUAUAUUGGACAAAGAAAUGGACUUGGCGCUAAUAACCGGUCGAAUAUUGAAUCCACUAAAUUCACGGAUUCACUAA
Sabethes cyaneus is the source of this 1764-nucleotide messenger RNA. RefSeq lists its product as uncharacterized. NCBI's taxonomy places the organism in Eukaryota, Metazoa, Arthropoda, Insecta, Diptera, Culicidae. The record is from RefSeq and is a predicted model, not a curated record. Gene Ontology annotation, molecular function: serine-type endopeptidase inhibitor activity. Bases 1 to 1764 code for a protein of 587 amino acids. The transcript is spliced from 4 exons.